Messenger RNA from Strigops habroptila (Kakapo), 774 nucleotides. RefSeq names its product protein XAP5 CIRCADIAN TIMEKEEPER-like. The transcript is spliced from 8 exons. Lineage: Eukaryota; Metazoa; Chordata; Aves; Psittaciformes; Psittacidae. Gene Ontology annotation, biological process: chromatin organization. The record is from RefSeq and is a predicted model, not a curated record. The coding region runs from base 166 to 774 and encodes 202 amino acids. Gene Ontology annotation, cellular component: nucleus.
GCUUUUGGGGUCCCCACGUGCCCCAAACCCCCCCAGGAGGAGGAGAACCGGCUGCGGGAGGAGCUGCGCCAGGAGUGGGAGGCCAAGCAGGAGAAGAUCAAAAACGAGGAGAUUGAGAUCACCUUCAGCUACUGGGACGGCUCCGGGCACCGGCGCACGGUGAAGAUGAAGAAGGGCAACACGAUGCAGCAGUUCCUGCAGAAGGCGCUGGAGAUCCUGCGCAAGGACUUCAGUGAGCUACGCUCGGCCGGGGUGGAGCAGCUGAUGUACAUCAAGGAGGAUCUGAUCAUCCCCCACCACCACAGCUUCUACGACUUCAUUGUCACCAAGGCGCGGGGCAAGAGCGGGCCCCUCUUUAACUUCGACGUCCACGACGAUGUCCGGCUCCUGAGCGACGCCACCGUUGGAGAAGGACGAGUCGCACGCCGGGAAGGUGGUGCUGCGGAGCUGGUACGAGAAGAACAAACACAUCUUCCCCGCGAGCCGGUGGGGAGCCCUACGACCCGAGAAGAGGUGGGACAAGUACACGAUCCGAUGAGCCCCCCAGAGCCCCGACAAGGGGGGCUGGGCCCCUCCCCCCACCUCCUGCCCGCCAAGUGUGGGGCUGGGGGGGGGGGCGCCCCUCCCCCCACCCUUCUUUUCAAUGUGCGAAUAAACCCCCCGAGUUUCAUCCCAAAUUUGUGCUUCUAUUUGGGGGGGGGAAGGAGUAGAAUGGGGGGGCUGGCCCCAAACUGGGGGUGGGGAGGAAAGGGGGGUCACUGCCCCCCCCAGUGA